Messenger RNA from Phlebotomus argentipes, 815 nucleotides. RefSeq names its product ragulator complex protein LAMTOR1 (gene Lamtor1). The coding region runs from base 216 to 749 and encodes 177 amino acids. The record is from RefSeq and is a predicted model, not a curated record. Gene Ontology annotation, biological process: positive regulation of TOR signaling; cholesterol homeostasis; regulation of receptor recycling. NCBI's taxonomy places the organism in Eukaryota, Metazoa, Arthropoda, Insecta, Diptera, Psychodidae. Gene Ontology annotation, molecular function: guanyl-nucleotide exchange factor activity; molecular adaptor activity. The transcript has 3 exons. Gene Ontology annotation, cellular component: lysosome; membrane raft; late endosome membrane.
UAUUUGCUGCUAGGAUUUUUAGCGGGAAAAUCGCGAAUCAUGAUGACAUACAGCGCUUCCGCGGCUGUUUUGCAAAGGAGAUCACUUCCAGUGGAACUUCCAGUGCCUUCCCAUCGGAUGAGGUUGACAUUUGGUCCAAUCAACCAGCUGAUUGUGGAUCUUUUUCCUUUCGCAGAUCAGUUUUCCGCCUAGAAAAGUGCAAAGAAACAGUAAAAAUGGAUUAUUUGCGAACUGCGUGGAGUUACGUGCUGUCUUGCUUCAAUUGCCAGGAGAAUCACAUGAUUCAAAGAAGUGAGCCCAACGAAAGAUCUCAUCUGCUGAUCGAUCCCGUGAGCAACAGUCCGGCUGUGCGGCCCGCGGCGGACGACUUCGCCAGCGAAUAUCCCAGCUCCUUGCCGAAGAAGGAUGAACAGAGCGCGCUCAGUCGGAUCGUGCAGGAAACGGCGUCGAACAUCAUCGACGUGGCCGCCAUGGACAUGCACAACCUGGAGCCGCAGGAAUACUCAGACCGCGUGAAGUUGUACUCGCAACGCCUGGCGCAGCAGUGGAGCACCGUCAGUCACCCGCGCACGGGCCCCAGAGGGCUGCUGCAGGACAUCCCCAAUCCGGAAGAGGUGCUCUCGGCCACGCCCAUCAGCGCCGCGGACCUGCAUAUGAUCCGAAGCGCCGCACAAGCGGCGAACGCGGCCGUGACUGAGAUUCAAGUCGAGCACACGGAGGAUCUCAUCGUGCCUUUCCGGAUCGCCUGAUGUCCGGAAUCUGCUUCUCUCUCUUUUACACCUCCUCGCAGAAUGUCGAGAGGAAUUCCCAACACA